AUGCCUCCAAAUCCGUCGACCUUCACCGCACUUAAUGUGCCAUCAAGAUAUACAUUACCAGAGAGCAUGGAGUAUUUCUCCCUUGCGGCCCGUCCGGAUACAGAUCUUUGGCGUAAGCCGCCAGACCGUGAAACCUCGACAGCCCCGAUACUAUACACCUCCCUCCGGCGGCCGUUUGUUCUUGCCGAGGUAACAGUCACGGCGGACUGGGAGAUGGAAUGGGACCAGGGUGGCCUGGUUAUCUUUUCAGGUCCUCCACCAGGGCCGCGAUUAGCGACCCAAUCCAACAACGUCAAUGAAUCUAUACCAACCACGAUUAUUAACUUAGAUAACGAUGACUCUAACGAAGCUGGGGACAGCCAGCAACAACAACCGUUCCAACCCCCACCAUACCCAGCCUUUAACCUAGGGCAAGGCAAAUGGGUGAAAGCCGGCCUUGAGUUCUCCGCUGGCACUGUCAAUGCAUCAUCUGUCAGCGCCACUUCAGACGGAGCAGACUGGUGUCUCUCCCCCCUAGCACCAGCCAACCAACCAACGAGCAUAACAUCGUUGCGGAUUAAACUGGAACGCAUCGGACAUUCUCUCUGGGUGUGGUAUCAGAUUCCGCCGUCUUCGUUUUCGACGGAACAACAAUCUAGUCAAAGCCCGGGUUCGGCUGCCCAGUCCUGGCGAAAACUGCGCGAGGUGACAUGGUUUUUCUGGGGAGUAGAGGACAAGAGUGUGCAUGUUGGUGUCUAUGCCUGUCGGCCAGCCAAUAUCUCCAUAUCGAGUACCAUGUGGGCGGCGAGAAAUGGUGGACAAUUUAUCCAUGACAACAGCCCUUCAUCGAACUCGCUGGUAGUAGAGUUUGAAGAUCUGGAAAUCUUUUGA
This is a messenger RNA of Arthroderma uncinatum, 870 nucleotides long. RefSeq lists its product as uncharacterized. The transcript has 2 exons. The record is from RefSeq and is a predicted model, not a curated record. The coding region runs from base 1 to 870 and encodes 289 amino acids. NCBI's taxonomy places the organism in Eukaryota, Fungi, Ascomycota, Eurotiomycetes, Onygenales, Arthrodermataceae.